AUGGAGCAUUUCAAUCCACAUCGUCGUCAUAGAGGAUACAGUGGCUACCAAUUCUACCAUUCUACGGCUUUUGAUGGUAGAAUUGCUCAAUUUCCACCUGGGUCUCUGGACCAGUCUUACAAUCCUCAUUCAAGUGCCAUUGGAGGUUUUGCGCGCCCAGAUCUUCGAGGCUUCGACAACAACCGGUAUCACGAUCCACCUGCCCAGUAUCAAGGCUACAUGUACAAUCCUCAACCGCCUGCCUUGGUUGAUAACAUGGUAAUCCAAAAUCAUGGUGCGGCUAGCGGCCAAUACUACCAACCUAUCGAACAUGAAAACUUUGCGCAUUCGAGACCUCAACACAACACAUACGCUCAUCCGGCUGGUAUUGCUCGUUCAGGACAUCAAAGCAACAUGUACUAUGCUCCACCCGUUGUUUCGACUGGCAACACAACGAUUCCAGACUCCCAUACAGCUUACGGCAACCAACGAGCAGUCCCAAAUGGCAAGUUCUCACCAUUGAUCUCUCCAGACGAGAUCGGUGUCACUUCGACCAAGCCCGACGUUCCGAAUCGCAACCUUCCGCUCCCGACCCCUAAGCGCACGGUGAAGGUCCCAACUGUCUUUCCUUCCUCCCCCAGCCGUCUCAUCUUUGGUUUCGAGAAGCAUCCUACUCCCUACAGUAUCUCCUUCAAUCCACUCCUGCUCAUGCAACGCGACCUCCGUGAGAUUGAGCCUGGCAAGGAUGAAGAGGCUGCGAGACUCCGGAAUUACCUUCAUAACACUUGGAACUCUCUGAUCCUAAAGGACAAUAAGAUCUUCAAUGAUCGUACCCGCUGCCGACUCUGUGGCCAAUGUCCCCGUGUCGAGCAUUCCUUCCACGAAAUGAAUCACCAUUUCUCCCGCAAGGCUUCGGCCUUGUGGAAGGAUCUUCAAAGCAAGUUGUUGAAUACCGAUCCAGCUACCGUUAGUUUGGAGGACAUGGAGAACUUCUACGAUAUGUAUUGGGAGGUCGAGCGGGUUUUCUGGGAGGAUGACUGCAGCACUGAGUGUGGUGUACCUACCUGGACUGGUUACCAUGCAUAA
Molecule: messenger RNA, 1065 nt
Organism: Mollisia scopiformis
Lineage: Eukaryota; Fungi; Ascomycota; Leotiomycetes; Helotiales; Mollisiaceae
Exons: 2
Coding region: 1-1065 (354 amino acids)
Source: RefSeq, a predicted model, not a curated record